AUGGAACCGUCUUUAAUAAUAUUGAUCAUCAUAGUGGGUAUUGUAGUUUUAGGCUUUAUCAUUUACUGUUUAAAAAACAGUAAUACAAAAAAAUAAAGCAAUUAAGAUCCUCUAAUUGGCGAGAAAGCUGAAAUGGAAGAUAUAAAUCAUAAAGUUUAAUAAACCUAAAACAAAGAAACAAAAAAUUAAUUAGAUAUCUAUUGUUAUGAUAAAAAAUAAGAAACUCAAACUUAUGAAAAAAAUAAAGCAAAUUAAGGAAGAGCAGUCAAGAAAAUUAAUAAUAUGUUAAUUACAAAAAUAAUUCUCAUGAUGAUUUAAAAAUAAAUGUGA
This is a messenger RNA of Paramecium tetraurelia, 330 nucleotides long. RefSeq lists its product as uncharacterized. The record is from RefSeq and is a predicted model, not a curated record. NCBI's taxonomy places the organism in Eukaryota, Ciliophora, Oligohymenophorea, Peniculida, Parameciidae. The transcript has a single exon.